CACAAAAACGUUAAUUACGUCUCCACGCCGCGCCAACUCUCGCUUGGCAGUUGAAAUGUCAGUGGAGGUGUCAGCCACAGACUGUUGUUUUCUUGUUUCUGUGCUAACUUAACCUCAGGAAAGGUUUACAGACACGAAGAAUACCACCGAAUUGAGUCAAGGAGGAGAUUAUUCUAAUCUACCGACAUGGGGGCCCUGUUAUCCCGGUGGAGGGCAAAGCCAACCACAGUUGAGCAGCUGGAGAACAUUGACAAGGACAUCAAAGAUCUGGAGGAGUUUAGAGCCAAAAACCAGCGUCUGCAAAAGCUGUGGGUGGGCCGCUUGAUCCUCUACUCGUCAGUCCUCUACCUGCUGACGUCUCUGAUCGUGUACUAUCUCUACCUGCCUGAACAAUGGCUGCAGAGACUGUCCAUGGCCCUGCCUUUCUUCAUUUACCCUGUGCUGGUUUGGUUGAUCAGAAAGCUGUUGGUCUUCCUCUUUUGCAAACGCACUGAGAGAAACAAUGAUAAACUAGAAGAUUUAAAGGCUUCCAAGAAAAAGAUCCUAGAGGAAGUGAUGGAAACGGAAACAUACAAAAACGCAAAACUCAUCCUGGAACGCUUUGAUCCUGAGGCAAAGAGGAAAGCUGAGCUGGAGUCGACUCCUGUGCGUCCUCAGAUGACUCCCAGGCCAGGACAAGAGAUUCGACAAAGAGGCAUGCAAAUGAGACCUAUGCCGAUGGGCACCCCGGGUCCCAUGGCAAUGACUCCCCAGGGAGCACGGCCCACAUUGGCACCAGGAGGUACACCUGUGGGACAUUUCCCUCUCUCAGCUCCAGGAGGACCACCAGAGAGAUCUGCUCUGUCCGCCUCUGUCCUCCAGGGUGCAAUACCCAGGACCCCCUGCUCUCCUAUCCCUGGUGUCGGUUUACAUCCACCAGGUCCUCCAUUAGCAAGACCAAUACUGCCCAAAGACAGGGGAGCAAUGGACAGAGUCAUUGAGUAUCUAGUAGGAGAUGGACCACAGAACAGGUAUGCUCUGGUCUGUCAACAGUGCUUUUCUCAUAACGGCAUGGCUCUGAAGGAGGAGUUUGAAUACCUAGCAUAUCGAUGCGCUUAUUGCUACUUCCUGAAUCCAGCAAGGAAGACACGCCCUCAGGCUCCCAGGCUUCCAGAGUUCAGCUACGAGAGAAGGCUGCGAGCAGAAUCACGUUCACCUGGACCAGCAAGGCGUUCUGGAGCAGAUACAGAGGAAAGCCCGCCCCCCUCUGGAGAUGAGAAAGAGCUGGAGGAGGAUGGACAAUGCACUGCAGAGGCAGCGAGUGAGAGCCAAUCAGAGGAGCAGCCGCCAACUGCACGGCAGCAGGAGGAAGAGGCAGAGGAGGAAGAGUUGAUUCAGGCAGAGGAGGAAGCCAUGGACACAGAGCAGAGUCACAGCGCCCCCUGUGAGGCAGAACCUCAGUCGUCAUAGUGGCAGAGAGUCCAUGAGAGUACCAGAGAUGUCUGAAGAGUGUUGUGAUUGGCCAUGAUAGACGGGUCACAUUUAAAAGCAAUAGAGGUGGACAAAGAUUUCAUGAACAAUGAUUAUGAUGUCUUUUGUCUUUGCAACCAAAAUCCUCUUACUUCCUGAUCAUAUAUAAGCAAUGUGUGAAUCAAAGUAACAAUUAACAGUCUAACUGUUUGACCAUAUUGCCUAAAAUGAUGCCCUCAUAUCAUGGCCCCUGACAGUUUUGAUUGGUUGACAGUGAAGGUGUCAGAUUAAUGAUUGUAGUUGAAAUAUUAAGGCUGUUUCUGGACAGAGUAGCUGUCUGCUGGUAAGAUUAUAUAAGUGGUAACUUACUCGGCUAAUUUAUCAGUAUUUUAAGGUAUCGUAGGACACAAAGUUAUUUUAGGUUUGAAGAAGCUGGCUGCUGUUUUUAACUUAUUCUUUAAAGGAUUAUGAUUUAGGUAAAACUGCUGGUUCAUAGAUGGUCAGCAAAAACAUGCUGGAAUCUUAACUCCCUCACUGACCCUGACUCCACAUGGUGUGGUGUCUGUGUAGCUUGCUUUGUGUUAUUAUGAUGCAGAUGUAGGUUAAGUACAAUACAUAGGACAUAUAUGAGUUUGUUUUUUUGUUGGAUAGCUUGCAGAAAAUGUACGCUAAGGUCUGCAAGACAAAUGUGUUUAGAGUUUAUUUAUAUAAGCGUGCCAUCAAGGCCAAAGUUACAGUUAGGGUUUUUUUUAUAGCCAGCUUUUAAUCCUCUUAAGUUUGACUAAGAUUCAUUCAUCAUACCAAAAUAUUAACAAGUGCUGAUGCAGUAGAUGAUUAGUUCAGCUGGAAUUUUUUAACUUUUUAAUACCUCGCCAUGACAGUUUACACAACUGAACUCUGCCAGUCUUUCCAUCAGCUGUGCUCACCUGUAAGGAGCACUGGUUCUAAAGUUGAAGGCCAAAACAGAAGACUAGCCAAGAGUUUCAGGCAAAACCUCAUCGCCAAUAAAUGAUGCAAAAAAUGGAAAGCAGCUACAUGAAGUAUAAACACUGACUGUUUCUGACCAUUCUACCCUAGUUUGCUGAUGACAAAGUCAGGUGUAGUCUUUUAAUUCUGUUGGCCAACAUCUGUCAAAAGCAAACUACUUUCACUGAAUUUCUAGGCCCAAGACUUAGUAGUCCAGUAGUCUUCCCAGUUUAAACUACACACUUGAAGCAGGGACAGUGAGGGGAGCCGUCAUUGGUCGGUUGCAAUCUAGAACCUCACCACUAGAUGUCCCUAAAUCCUUUCCACUGCUCUGUUGAAAGCUCAAUGCUGCGGUAACCCAAAACUGUGUGCAGCACACAAUCGAGAAAUUCAGGUCUGCCAUGAGUAGCACGGGAGGAAAAGUAUUUGAAGAGUGUUUAUAUGUUUUUGGUAAGCUAAGCUUUUUCAAAUGUGUGUCACAAACUGAUCCUUCCAACGCUAACCCUCCUGUGUUUUCUGUGCCUUCCCUUGAUUGACAUGUGGUCACCAACAUAAGUCUGGCUUUACAGUUAUCUUACCAAUUAUCUUCAGAAGCAGAUCUUUUAUUUCUACUGUGAAUCUCUCUACUGAAAUGAAAUGAGCUGUUGUUUUUCUGAAUAUCUUUUUUUCUUUUAAUAUCAACACAAGCUAGCUUUUUAGCCUCAGGAUGUAAUCAUUGUUUGAGUCGAGCGAACAAUCUCAAAGUCUGAGAACAAACUUAAACAUUUGGCAUGUAAAAGAAGAGAGCACGCUGCAGCUAGAACGGCUAUUUUAUUACCCCCCCUGCCAAUUAGUAGUUCCUCAUAAGGGUAUCAUUUGCCAAAUGUAAUGUUGUUUUUCAAUGUACUCCCUGACUCCUUUUGCACUGAGUUUCUCCUUGUAUUUAUUUGGCCAUACUGUGUUUGAAUCCGUGGGUCAGGUAUUUGCUGCACUGUUAGGUUUUACUGGCGAAAUGUGUGAAACUUGUGUUACUGUCACAAUGACUUGAGGGUAGAGGCCUUGUUAGGGUUGUGUAGCAUUCAGGGCUUUAUCAGGUUAGUGAUUGGUUUGAAACAGUUUUAUUAUUUUGCUUUUAUUCAUUUUGAAGUGUUUUAAUGUGUGCACUGUUCUCCUUAUAAUCUGCCCUAUGUCAAGCUGCUGCCAAAACAUAAACAUUGAGAAGGCUCAUGAUUAAUUAGCACUGGCACCUAGCGUUUAUGACAAAAAAUGACCCUGUGGUUAAAUGGACUAAAAGAUUUGGUGGAGGCCUCUACAGAAAUAGCUGUGCUGUUGCACCGGUGAUGCAUGUGGGCAAUAACUCUCCAAGGGUGUGCAAACAGCACAUUAAAUGAGAUUCCAUAUUUUAAUGUUUUUAGUCUAUGAUUUUCUCUGUAGUUCUAUGUAUUUGUUAUUAGUCUUUUAACCUACUUACUUACAGGAUCAGCUGGCAAACAUUUCAUGGCAGCCUUCUCCCUGUGCGUGGCAGCCAAAGUGCUUUUUGUCCAACAAACCUUUUGCUGGAUGUUUAGGACAGGCCUUGAGAGGAAUUUAAAGUAGCCUGUCUCCACAGUGUGACAUUUUGAUUUUUUUUCUCCCAAGUUGUUUUUCCUCCUUCUAGGCAGCAGUGUUUACAAAAGUCACAAAAUGAUGCAUCACGGUAUCUGUGCCUGCUUACAGACUUGUGCUCACAAGUUUGAACAUACUACCUGCUGGUAACUUUUUUAAAUUUCUAAAGAUCCUCAUUAAGUUGUCUCAAAUACAGAUAGAUGUUUUGUGCAUUUUUGUAGCUUUGUUUUGCUCUGCCUGAUUUAUCACCCAUGUUUGCCACUGCUGGUUGACAUUAAGUGUGUGCAUGGCACGCCUAAUAAAGUUUUUUAAAAGCAGAA
Molecule: messenger RNA, 4319 nt
Organism: Notolabrus celidotus (New Zealand spotty)
Lineage: Eukaryota; Metazoa; Chordata; Actinopteri; Labriformes; Labridae
Gene: lnpkb
Product: lunapark, ER junction formation factor
Exons: 15
Coding region: 187-1449 (420 amino acids)
Biological process (GO): endoplasmic reticulum tubular network organization
Cellular component (GO): endoplasmic reticulum tubular network
Source: RefSeq, a predicted model, not a curated record